GGCAUAUGGAGUUCCCGGGCCAGGGUUCAGAUCCCAGCCGUAGUUGCAACCUACGCCUCGGCUGGGGCAACUCAGGAUCCAGCCCACUCUGCUGGACCGGGGAUCCACCCACCCAGCCCUCUGGAGACGCCGAAGAUCCUGUUGCUCCAUAGCGGGAACUCAGCGUCAGGUUUUGGUCACCGUAUCUGCUGCAGAAAAUCAGUAUUUGUGAAAGGAGGGAUUGAGAUACCCUGAGAUUGUAUCACCACGAUGCAAAUUCCAAUUAAAGCCUGGAGCUUUGCUGCGUGCUGGGCCUGGAAGGUCACUGGCCACCUGCAGGUGGUAAAACGUGAGAGUUUUCCCUCUCUGGGUUUGUUUGUGCUGCCCUGCCUCCCCCAUCCCCAGCUGAGCCCCAUGUCUCUUAUAAAAGUUCAUCUACAGAUUUCAGAUGAUCUCUCGAAGAAUCCGGGGCAGGUCUGUGGUGGGAGAGCUCCGGGGCCUUCCUCUCAUUGUUGCAAAACUCAGCCUUUGUCCACUUGUGCCGAAAUGAAAUGUGCAGACUGAGUUUUGGGUGAAGGAGAAAAAAUAACUCCAUUGCUUUGCCAGGCAAAGGAGGCCCCAGCAGGCUCAUGCCUUAAAGGCCGUGCCCCCCCUUGGGGAAGAACUGCAGGGAGUUGUAAAAGGAGAAAAACAGGGUUUCAGGCCAUUGUGCUCCGGGCGCCUCAUCUUCAGCGCGCAGGUGAUUGUGUUUAGGGGGCGACGAAGCCAGGGGGGCGCACAAGGCGGGGCUCCCAGCUGUUCCGUUUUAAAGUAUUUAAGCUGCUCAUUUCUAGAAGCAGCAGCAGGACGAGCACUUUUCUCUGAGGUGCACAGGAUGCUCCAUCAUGACUGCAUCCCUUGAGGGGGAACCAGGACCCUGCCCCAAAGCUGCGCUGCUGUUUGUUGACGGCUCCUCCCUGGUCUCUGCCCCCCACCCCCACCCCCUUCCGUGAUCAGCAACGCCCAAAACCUGCCCCUUGGAGCUCAGGGAAGGGCAUGGAGGCUGAAUGAGGCCCGUUUCCUAACAACAAGAAACGGGGGACCCAGAAAGGCUUUUGUGCCCAGGAACCCCCCCAGGGCCCAGCUCGGUUAUAUGGUCACCCCGAAUCCACGGCAGCAAGCUGAGACUAUGCGCGGACUCUGGGCAUCUGCUGUCUGCUUAUCGCCUUUCCCGAAAUCUUAGGGUCUGGCUUAUCCCCCACCCCCAUCCUCUCAAAGUGGGCAGAUGCCAGCCCCCUGGGGGGGCCACCAUGGUCAUUCUUUGCUGAACUGCUUGUAUCUCGUGAUUUAAAUUGCCCAGGAAGAGCACGAGCUGUCAGUCAUUCUUGCAGAGUGGCCGACUUCACUGAUAUUUACGAUGAGUGGCCGAAUGGUUUCUUGUCACUUCACUGUGUACUUUUAUUCGUGGCAGACACUAGAAGCCCUGGCUUCUUCCCGGGAGACACACACAAGUCAAAGACCUUGAGAGCAGCAGCUCCCAGAGCCGUGCUGUGACCUGUGUUCCUUGCCGCCGAGUGAGGUCUGGGGCACCCCUCCUGCGUGGGGCCACCACGGGGCCCCCAACCUGGACCACCCUGGAUUCCAGACGAAGUGAUGGCCUUUACCGGUUAUUGCCAAACACGGAGUGGACCUCUCUGUGCUGUACCAUAGAGCCUUGUUAGUUACCUAUUUUCUGUAUAGUCAUGUGUAUAUUUCAAUCCCAUCCUCCUAAUUUAGCCCUCCCUACCAUGGUUUGCCCUAUGGUAACUGUAAGUUUUAUUUCAAAAUCUCCGAGGUCCCGGUUACAGAGCCUGCGCUGUGUGCACGCAGGCAACAGUCAACAGGAACCGCCAGUGAGUGGUUUUCUUCCAUUGACGGCGAUAUAUUUAGUGCAAGCAUUGAUCUUGUGCCGCCUCCGGGAAAAUGAAGACAACAGGAUCACUUGCUUUAGGACCGUUGUGUUUAAUCGGGAGCACAAGUUUAAGGAAUUCUGCAGGGGUGAAAUACAGCCGAGACUUGGGAAGAGAAGGAGGGUCAGUAAGUGAUGACGGCUGUAGGUGGCCGGCAAAGGGCCCUGGCUCUCUUUCACUUCUCAACAAUCCAAAUUAAGGGCCAUCUCCGCUAGGAGCCUGCUGCCAAUUGACGGCGAGCAAAGAAUGGAAACAGGUGCGUAAAUAGUUCUAGAAAGGAUCAUCAGCGGUAACGCGCAGCGUGUGUGUGUGUGUGUGUGUCCGACCGCUUCUCCCUGGGGUGGGGUGAGGCGCGCGUAAAUCAUCAUACCAGGGCCCUAGGGUUUUCUGUCACAGGGUUUCUCUAGACAAACCAUCCCAGCCACAGCCUUCACCCUAAAGCUUGGGAGCAUCCCGAACCUGACUCAUUUUGAGGAUGGGGACAGGGCCAAGGGAGAUUCCUCCCAGGGACCGGUUGCAAAGAAUCACUUGGGAAGGAUUCAGCGGGGAAGAGGGUUGGUUCCGGUAGGACCCCAGCUGGGGCGAGUGGCCAAUCAGAGAGCAGGAUAAAGCGGGGUGGGCGGGGCUGCGCGAGGACCCGGCUUUGCGGGAAGGUACGCCUCUCUCGUUAGCGUUUAGAAACUUGUUUUCGCCGCAGUGUGAUGCACCUAAGAGUAUGACGUUGAGCCCUAGACGUGCUUUUGAUGCCGUGUUGUGAGUUACCGAGGAACGUUCGGGGCGGUAACUGAAAUGGGCUUCACAUUGUCUUUAUCAAGUGUUACGCUUCAAGCAUCACGACCAUGGGACUCUUGAGCUUGUCUUCGUAGAGCUCACACUCGAAAGGAUGCAUUUCAGUUUGAAGGCUUGGCUGGGACCUGUUCGCCCUUCUUCCGGCUAUAAGAAGGCAGAUGAUGAGAUGUCCCGGGCCACGUCUGUGGGAGACCAGCUGGAUGCACCAACCCGCACCAUUUACCUCAACCAACCGCAUCUCAACAAAUUCCGAGACAACCAGAUCAGCACGGCCAAGUACAGUGUGUUGACGUUUCUACCUCGAUUCUUGUAUGAGCAGAUCCGGAGAGCUGCCAACGCCUUCUUCCUCUUCAUUGCCUUAUUACAGCAAAUCCCAGAUGUAUCUCCAACGGGAAGAUACACCACCCUGGUGCCAUUGAUCAUUAUUUUAACAAUCGCAGGCAUCAAAGAGAUCGUAGAAGAUUUUAAGCGACAUAAGGCAGACAAUGCAGUUAACAAAAAGAAAACGAUAGUGUUAAGAAAUGGUAUGUGGCAUACCAUCAUGUGGAAAGAGGUGGCCGUGGGAGACAUCGUCAAGGUUGUCAACGGGCAGUAUCUUCCGGCGGACGUGGUCCUGCUGUCCUCAAGCGAACCCCAGGCAAUGUGUUACGUCGAAACGGCCAAUCUAGACGGAGAGACGAACCUUAAGAUACGUCAGGGCUUGAGUCACACGGCCGACAUGCAGACGAGGGAGGCGCUGAGGAGGUUGUCUGGGACCGUAGAGUGCGAAGGGCCCAACCGCCACCUCUACGACUUCACUGGAAACUUGAACUUGGAUGGGAAAAGCCCUGUUGCCCUUGGGCCUGACCAGAUCUUAUUAAGAGGUACACAGCUUAGAAAUACUCAGUGGGUCUUUGGCAUAGUUGUCUAUACUGGACACGACACCAAACUCAUGCAGAACUCCACCAAAGCGCCUCUCAAGAGAUCCAACGUGGAGAAGGUCACCAACGUGCAGAUCCUGGUGCUGUUCGGCAUCCUGCUGGUCAUGGCCUUGGUGAGCUCGGUGGGCGCCCUCUACUGGAACGGGUCUCAAGGAGGAAAGAACUGGUACAUCAAGAAGAUGGACACGAGCUCAGACAAUUUUGGAUACAACCUGUUGACAUUCAUCAUCUUGUACAACAAUCUGAUUCCCAUCAGCCUGCUGGUGACUCUUGAGGUUGUGAAGUACACUCAAGCCCUGUUUAUCAACUGGGACACAGAUAUGUAUUAUCUAGAAAAUGACACACCUGCCAUGGCCAGGACGUCAAACCUUAAUGAAGAGCUUGGGCAGGUGAAAUAUCUAUUUUCUGACAAAACUGGAACUCUUACAUGCAAUAUCAUGAACUUCAAGAAGUGCAGCAUUGCUGGGGUCACUUACGGUCACUUUCCAGAAUUGACAAGGGAACCGUCCUCAGAUGAUUUCUGCCGGAUUCCGCCUCCACCAAGCGAUUCCUGUGACUUUGACGACCCCCGGCUCUUGAAGAACAUCGAGGACCGUCAUCCCACAGCUCCUUGCAUCCAGGAGUUCCUCACGCUCCUGGCCGUGUGCCACACCGUGGUUCCUGAGCGGGACGGGGACAGCAUCAUCUACCAGGCCUCCUCCCCAGACGAAGCUGCUUUGGUGAAAGGGGCUCGAAAGCUGGGCUUUGUCUUCACGGCCAGGACGCCCUACUCUGUCAUCAUCGAGGCUAUGGGACAGGAGCAGACGUUUGGAAUCCUUAAUGUCCUGGAAUUUUCUAGCGACAGGAAGCGAAUGUCCGUCAUUGCGAGGACACCUUCGGGGCAGCUGCGGCUCUACUGCAAAGGGGCUGAUAAUGUGAUUUUCGAGAGACUCUCGAAAGAUUCAAAAUACAUGGAGGAGACCCUCUGCCACCUGGAGUAUUUUGCCACGGAAGGCCUGCGGACUCUGUGUGUGGCUUACGCCGACCUCUCCGAGAGAGAUUACGAGGAGUGGCUCAAAGUCUACCACGAAGCCAGCACCUUAUUGAAAGACAGGACACAGCGGCUGGAAGAUUGUUACGAGCUGAUCGAGAAGAACUUACUGCUCCUUGGAGCUACCGCCAUAGAAGAUCGCCUUCAGGCAGGCGUUCCAGAAACCAUAGCGACUCUGUUGAAGGCAGAAAUUAAAAUAUGGGUGUUGACAGGCGACAAACAAGAAACUGCAAUUAAUAUAGGCUAUUCGUGCCGGUUGGUGUCACAGAACAUGGCCCUGAUCCUGCUGAAAGAGGAUUCCUUGGAUGCCACCAGGGCAGCCAUCACCCAGCACUGCGCCGACCUGGGGAGUCUGCUGGGCAAGGAGAACGACGCGGCGCUCAUCAUCGACGGCCACACCCUGAAGUACGCGCUGUCCUUCGAGGUCCGGAGGAGCUUCCUGGACUUGGCCCUCUCGUGCAAGGCGGUCAUAUGCUGCAGGGUGUCUCCUCUGCAGAAGUCGGAGAUAGUGGAUGUGGUGAAGAAGCGGGUGAAGGCCAUCACCCUGGCCAUCGGGGACGGGGCCAACGACGUGGGCAUGAUCCAGACGGCCCACGUGGGCGUGGGGAUCAGCGGGAAUGAGGGCAUGCAAGCCACCAACAACUCGGACUACGCCAUCGCCCAGUUUUCCUUCUUGGAGAAGCUGCUGCUGGUCCACGGCGCCUGGAGCUACAACCGAGUGACCAAGUGCAUCCUGUACUGCUUCUACAAGAACGUGGUUCUCUACAUCAUCGAGCUCUGGUUCGCCUUUGUUAAUGGAUUUUCGGGGCAGAUUUUAUUUGAACGUUGGUGCAUCGGCUUGUACAACGUGAUCUUCACGGCGCUGCCCCCCUUCACGCUGGGCAUCUUCGAGAGGUCGUGCAGUCAGGAGAGCAUGCUGAGGUUCCCGCAGCUCUACAAGAUCACCCAGAACGCCGAGGGCUUCAACACCAAGGUUUUCUGGGGUCACUGCAUCAACGCCUUGGUCCACUCCCUUAUCCUCUUCUGGUUCCCGAUGAAGGCGAUGGAGCACGACACUGUGUUGGCCAAUGGUCACGCCACAGACUAUCUAUUUGUUGGAAAUAUUGUCUACACGUACGUUGUUGUUACCGUUUGUCUGAAAGCCGGUUUGGAGACUACAGCAUGGACAAAAUUCAGUCACCUGGCCGUCUGGGGAAGCGUGCUGAUCUGGCUGGUGUUUUUUGGCGUCUACUCGACCAUCUGGCCCACCGUCCCCAUUGCUCCAGACAUGAAGGGCCAGGCGGCUAUGGUCCUGAGCUCUGCACACUUCUGGCUGGGGUUGUUUCUGGUUCCUACCGCGUGUCUGAUGGAAGACGUAGCGUGGAGAGCGGUGAAGCACACCUGCAAAAAAACGCUGCUGGAGGAGGUGCAGGAGCUGGAAACCAAGUCUCGUGUGAUGGGAAGAGCGAUGCUUCGGGACAGCAAUGGAAAGAGGAUGAACGAGCGAGACCGGCUGCUGAAGAGGCUGAGCAGGAAGACACCACCCACCCUAUUCCGGGCGGGCUCCUUCCAGCAGUCGGUGCCUCACGGGUACGCCUUCUCCCAGGAGGAGCACGGAGCCGUCACCCAGGAGGCCAUCGUCCGCGCCUACGACACCACCAAGCGCAAGUCCAGGAAGAAGUGAGACGCGGCGCCCGGGGUCCUGAAUGCGAGGCAGUUUGGUUACCCCGCCUUUGUCAGAGGAGCCCGGUGUCUGCAGCCCAAGCACCGGAAAACACAUCCCGAGGCCGUAGCCCCCCCCUCUGUUGGUCAUCUGCUCCCUCGCCAGCCUGGACGCGCCCCGCAGGGGAGGCCCUGUCCCAUCCGCGCUGCCGCCGCGCUUGGCCCGACCCUGGUUUCUGUUGUUACGAAGCGUUCGACUGUGCUCUGCGAGGCGUGAAAUUAAAAACACGCCGUUUCACCCACAUUUAAACAUCAGUCCCCGUGGUUCUGGGAGAAAGAGAAGAGUUUUAUGGCGCGUGAGAAACGCAGCCCGGGGACCGGAGCGGGGCGCGCAGGCUUCCUGGUUGCUGAUCACAGAUGGGAGUCCGCGGGCAGCACGCACACGGCCCGCGAGGCGGGCUGCUGGUUCGCUUUGAUUCCCGCUUUGUUUGUAUGAAUUGGCAUAAACUUGAUUGCAGUGAAAUCACAAAAAUAGGUAUCUGGGUGGUAGGCCUGAGAACGAUUCUGUGAACCGCUCAGUCACAUUCCCUGCUUGGGGGGGGCACAUGGUGUCCCCACUGUCCCCUGCACCCUGCGCCCUGGUCAGGUGCCUCCUGGCCCGGCGCCCCGCCCUCAGACCCCCCCCCACACACAGGCCGGCCCUGCGCUUGGUGCGUGGCAGCUGCGGGGACCCCCCAGACGCACACCCUCCUCCUCCUCCUUCUGCAGCCCCCAGAGGGACACGGACGCGAGAAAUCCCCUCGCCUCUGCCUGGAGCCGCAUGGCCCUCCUGCGUCUCUGUCCCUUUCUGACAAGGGAAGCCUGCACGUCAGGCUCGCAUUUCUGGCCCCCAGGCCCUGGGACCUGGGCUCCCGCUUCAAUUAGAACCCAGGCUUGUUGGCCCAGGAGCUGAGCACACGUUUCGGAUCCGGAGUGAAUCUGCAGCAUGUCUCCCCACGAAGGCACAGCCCUGACCCUGUGUCCCCCUGGGAUGUGAGGAGGAGUGACCAGGUGGGUGGCGAGGGCCCGAGGGCGGGGAGGGGACACGGGCGAGGAAGCUGGAGCCACAGCCGCAAAGGAGGGCGCUUUCCCGCACACCUCCCCGCAGAAACCUUCGAGUCAAACCGGACGCCCAGACAGCCUCGCCCUCAGCCCACGGCGACCUUGGACGCGCGGUUCCCCGGGAACAGAGCGCCACGCUCUUGGAGGCCACGGCCUCUCUGACCUUGACCGGUGUUCCCUCCUCCCCCGUCAGCGCUGGAGGCCGGCGGCUCUCCGGACACAGGGGCCCUGAAUCCAAGACGGCGACGGGGGCGCUGCCUCGCCGACUCCCCAGGGCGGAGCCCCGCGGUCCAAGCUCGAGGGAACGCGGCUGCCUGCCGGCGGGAGGGCAGCACCUGCCGCAGGCCCUCUGCUCCCGCUGCGGUCGCCACCCCCGAUUCUUGGCCGCUUGAACGCACGUGCUUCUGGGCAGCCGUGGCCGGCUCCCACCGCCCAUUUCCUCCGGGGAGGGCCCGGCUGUACGAAGAAGGAAAACAGCAGGCCUUCGGCGUCCUCCCGACCCCGCUGCCCCUGGGAACACCCGCGUCUUCCGGGGCGUGGGGAUGACUUGGGGCGUGAUGUGCGCUGCCUGAGGACAGGAACCCCUCACUCCCGAGGUCACCCGGACCCAGGGAGGCUCCGGGGCCCACAGACCAAGGCAGGGAAGUGCAGGGCCCCCCUCCCCGAGCUGUAGGACACGUGAGACACCGGAGCACCCGCAGGAUGAGUGGUCGGGGGUGAGGGUCAUGCAGCCGUCACAGCGACACGUGCUCCUGCGGUCAACCCAGCGAAGCCGGGCGGGGUCUUCCCCGCACCCGCGGAAGGGUGCCGGCCUAGGUGCAGAGCGGCCGCGGGGAAAGCUCCACACUGAGCUCCGUUGGGCACCCUCACCACUUGGCUUCCCCCGGGAACCAAGCCCAGCUGGAGAAGGGGCUCCAAAGUCAGUCCUCCGUCCCACACUUGGCUCCUUGCACGGGAAGCCUCCAGGCUCAGAUGUGUGAAUCCCAGCGUGUGUGUGCGCACGCGCGCCUGCUUGGGGCUUUGGGGGGUUUAUUUUACACAUUCAAAUGUAGUUCGGAUCCUUCAGAGGUUGCAGUGUAGUUCCCAGUUCUUUUGAGAAGGAGACUAAACAGACUUUGCCGCCGGGAGAGGUGCGCAGAGAAGAGCGCGUUCCUCGGAUGCCUUUCUCCUCGCCUGGAUCAAGCGCGUUCAUAGCCACGUGACUAAGGUUUCUAGCAGGAGCACCUGUCACUCCGUGUGACGCCUGAUAUGUAGCUGGGGCUGUCUCGGUUGUCCUAUCUUUAAAUUGAGGUCAGGGUGUCACACACAAGCCCUCUCGGGGGAGCAGGGUGGACAGGAUUGAGUUGCACUCUGUCAGCUCCGUGGAGAUGCCACAUGGCACUUGUCACUCAGUCACACGGUGACACAGGGGCUGGCAGGUCGGCCCUGCGGGGCCCGGCUCCGCAUUGGGCUCAAGAGAAAGAUUCCACUCAGGCCCAGCCCUGGGCUAGUGCUGCAGAGACGGCCGACUCUCGCUGGAGUGUGUCGCCGUCAGGCUGACCCUGCAGAAGAGUUGCCUCUCGGCGCUCCCGGCCGUGAGCCCGUCGGGCUCCAGCACAGGCAGGAGGCUUCAGCAAGGACAGGGAACGGAAGGCAGGGAGAGGAAGUCGGCCACGUCUGCUGGGCUCUCUGGGUCAGCAUGUCAUUGCCAUUCCGGACACUGUGUCAUCAUUCUGGGUGUCGGUGAAAUGUCUGGCCCAUCUGUAGGCGGAACAUCCCAGGCUUCUGAACCAGUGUCACAGUCUCCCAUCUCCCGACUCCCUCGCACAACCUGUGCUUUGGAAAAAGACAGUCUCUCUAACACUUGGAGUCUGGGCUUCAGCAGAUCACAGGUGGGAAUUCUGGCCUUUUCUUUUUGCUGACAAGGCUUCAGGUCUGGCUGCAGGGAGCUGGCAGUGGCAAUCUAUGAUUGCUUGUCAAGAAAAAGUGAAUAAGGAAAACAAAGGGAGCAUAAUUAACGUCUGAAACGCUAUGGACAGGUGGUAGAGACUUUACGGUUGAGGCUGCUUUGGGUUUUUUGGGUUUUUUUUGUAAGAAACUCUAUAAUUUCCAUUUGUCAUAACAAUGACCCUUCAUCUUUUUUUUGAGCCACGUGGAAGCAUAUUUUCCAUCCGAUUCCUGCUCCUAGAGAUUGAUGUCUUAAGGUGACGGGUUGAAGAGAAUGUUUGCAAACACUGCUGCAGGAUAUGGCUGUCUUUAGUUUUGGACAAGCCAAAGAACGACACCCAUGGCAGCCAGGGUUUGAAUGAACGCUGAAGGUCAUUGUCUCAAAGGAAUUCAAGGACUGGUUUAGCCUCAGCAUUCAGAACGCAGCCUUGGACCUACUGGGAUCCAUACAAAAUUGUGACCCAACUGUGGUGCAGCAGAGCCUGAAAUAAUAGCGUGCGUGGCGAAGCAGUGAGUUUAUCACAGGUCAGGCUAGAGGAGGGAGUCUCCCAUUCAAUGCUUUCUUCAGGCAGAUGCUUCCGUGAGAAAACCGAAGAGUGAUGGAGACGGAGGAAAUAAGGCGUCCCCUCCAGAACAAGAGGGGCGUCGCGGAGCGGCUGGCCCAGGGCAGUUCUUGGUCCUGGAAGCCUGGGGGAGGCCCUGCAGCCUCAGGCGAGCCAUCUCUCCCCCUUGAAGAGCCAUAUGCCACGUCAGGGCCCCCGAACCCGUGCGACGGCACACGAAUCCGUCUUCCCAGCAGGAACACAGGCUCGUGCAUUAGCUUUCUCAGCAUCGCAAACCCACCAGCCUCUUGCGCAAGAGCUUCCGUUCACGCCAGGCCCCCACUCGUGCUCCGUGCGAAGCGCUCUCGGUUUGCUGGUCUGAACGAGUUGCGACGGGGACCUUUUCCGUGGGAAGAAAGGCCCUGCGCACACAAGGCCCUGAGUGGGAACAGCGAAGGGGGGAGCACCCCCGUUUCCCCACCCCAAGCGGCCCCCACGGCUGCUCCUCCACCGAGCACCUCUGCUCCCCGGACGGACAGGGAACAAAAGAGCGAUUCUUCCCACACCCAGGCCGGCUCGUUUUCAAGCGACUGUCUCUCCCCCCAGGCGCCUCAGAGACACCCACUCCCAGGCAUUGGACCAAGAAAAACAAGCCCCUGCCAUCCGCCCCCUACACCCUGGCUUUUCUCCUGAUCUGGCCAAAAAAAGAAAGGGGACCUGUGCGUGGAGAGUCGGGCACAAGUGUCAGGUGGCUUUGAUUUAUGACAGGAAGAGGAAGGAGGAGUUCAAGGACCGGCGCUGUCCAAAUAACCCGCCCAGGAAACGCAGGGCUCAAGAGAGCCCAUCGAGUGCCCUUCAGAGGCCAGCGCCGUAGUGGAGGGCAAAGGGCCAGGGGCAGGCAGGAGCCCAGUCCCACGGGACUGCUGGCAGGUGAGUCCUUGAGGUCCUUGGGGCUUGGCACACACCUCCGCAAAGCAGUCAGGGCCAAUUCCAGAACUGAGAAAAAGACGCCUGCUUUGUCAUUGAGUUUCUCUCGUUCCAACAAGAUCCCUGCACAAGGAAAUACUUUUCCAGGUUUUCCUUAAUAAAAGCCACCCAAGUCCUAUUCCCCCCCACCCAUGACCCUGACCUCGGGUGCUGGGCAGAGAGCCCCCCAGCUCCCCAUCCAGGCCACCUCGGCAGCCGGUCACCCUCGUGCUGUUCGAAGGGCCGGUCCUGGUGGUAUCUUUCUCACGCGGGCGCAGCCACGUGCUCUGCUGUCACAUCUGUGCCCGAUCGCGACAAUACCAUCUGCGCCACGGAGGUUUUAAUCUGCUUAUGCAGAGAGGAGCGGGCGGCGGGGCGCGUUUAAUUGGCUCCCAGCAGAGCAGAGAGCUGUUCGGUGGAGCACGGGGUUUUGUUCUUGCCUCGAGAAGUGUUGCCAUUUUCACGUCCUAUUAAUGUCCCCUGGUCGUUAACUUCGAGCAGCGCCGUGUAGCGGAGCCGGGCUCCCUCCUGGAGUGAAUACAAAUGAAGGGCAUUUCCUUGGAUUUCGAGGGGGUUUGCCAAGCGCCGUGCUUCCUGGCUUUGAUCAAUCCUGUGGACCGGCGUGUGUCUGCAGAAACCUGUCUCAAAUAAACCUUUUG
This is a messenger RNA of Sus scrofa (pig), 11481 nucleotides long. The record is from RefSeq and is a predicted model, not a curated record. NCBI's taxonomy places the organism in Eukaryota, Metazoa, Chordata, Mammalia, Artiodactyla, Suidae.